CAAUCUCUCUCGCUCAAUUGCAAUAAUUCUGGAGAAAUCACAGAAACCCAGAAGGAGAUUUCAGCGGAGAUGACCGUCGAUGGGACCCACCAUGCUGCUUUGGCUUCGGGCUUGGUGGACGAGCUGGUUGGUGAGGCUCUGGUGUGGAGCUCUCUCCAUGGGCUUGUGGUUGGGGAUAGGAUUAUUCAGAGAUCUGGAACAGUCCCUGGGGUCGGAAUGGUCCAUGCUCCAAUUGCGCUCUUGCCCAUGCCUUUUCCUGAAGACUAUUGGAGGCAGGCGUGUGAGCUAGCUCCCAUUUUCAAUGAGCUUGUGGAUCGUGUUAGCUUGGAUGGAAAAUUUUUGCAAGACUCGUUAUCCAGAACAAAGAAGGUUGAUGCUUUUACUGGAAGACUCUUAGAUAUUCAUUCAGAGAUGCUGCAAAUCAAUAAAAAGGAGGAUAUCCGUUUAGGUUUGCACCGGUCAGAUUAUAUGCUGGAUGCAGAAACAAACCUACUUUUGCAAAUAGAGCUCAACACCAUCUCAUCUUCAUUCUCUGGCCUUAGUUGUCUCGUGAGCGAGCUUCACAGGAACUUACUCGAUCGCUACGGGAAUCAUUUGGGUCUAGAUUCAAGAAAAGUUCCUGGAAAUAAAGCUCUCAGUCAAUCUGCUGAAGCAUUAGCUAAAGCAUGGAAAGAGUAUUGUAACAGCAGUGCUGUAGUUUUGUUUGUUGUUCAACCUGAAGAGCGCAAUAUGUAUGACCAGCAUUGGCUUUCUUCUAAAUUGAAGGAAAUAUACGCCAUAACAAGCAUUCGCAGAACUUUGGCUGAGAUAGACGCAGAAGGGGAGGCCCUACCCGACGGUUCAUUGAUCAUAGGUGGCCAAGCAGUUGCAGUAGUCUAUUUCAGAGCUGGCUAUUCACCUAGAGAUUAUCCUUCAGAAUCAGAGUGGAGUGCCAGAUUUUUGAUAGAAAAAUCCAAUGCAGUCAAGUGCCCAUCUAUAUCCUAUCAUUUGGUAGGCACCAAGAAGAUUCAACAAGAAUUAGCAAAGCCCAAUGUACUGGAAAGGUUUCUUGAGAAUGAGGAUGACAUUGCAAAGCUGAGGAAGUGCUUUGCUGGUUUGUGGAGUUUAGACAACGCAGAAGGUGUGAAUAGAGCUAUCGAAAGACCUGAACUUUUUGUUCUCAAACCUCAACGAGAAGGAGGAGGGAAUAAUAUUUAUGGUGAAGAUGUAAGGAAAACAUUAGUUAAGCUGCAACAAGAAGGAAGUGAGGAAUUGGCAGCAUACAUUUUGAUGCAGAGAAUAUUUCCUGCAAGCUCACUUGCUUAUCUAGUACGAGAUGGUAUAUAUCACCAUGAUCAAGUCAUCUCUGAGCUUGGAAUAUACGGAACCUAUUUAAGGAACAAAGAUGAGGUAGUAAUGAAUGAGCAAUCUGGUUAUCUGAUGAGGACUAAGGUUUCUUCAUCAAAUGAAGGUGGAGUCGCAGCUGGAUUCGCGGUUUUGGACAGUGUUUAUUUGACAUGAAGAAAAUUAUCUAUUCUAGAUUAUUGUGAAAUGAUUUAUGCUCCAUGUUUCGCUGAAGAAGAAAUAAUGGCGGCAGAGAUUUUGUUACACCCAACUACCAAGGCAUGGAACAUGGCCAAAAAAUGGUUCUCUGUUGAUAUUCUGAAUCAUUGACAAAUUUCAAAAACUACUGCUUGUAUGAUUACAUUUCAAAUAAAUUUUGUUUCAGUAAUUGACCUACUGGCUUGUGUUCUACUAUUAAAACCAUUUAAAUGUUAAUCAUAGUGGAAAAUGAUUUUAUUGGUUUC
Asparagus officinalis (garden asparagus) is the source of this 1787-nucleotide messenger RNA. Its product is annotated as glutathione synthetase, chloroplastic. The coding region runs from base 70 to 1500 and encodes 476 amino acids. Gene Ontology annotation, biological process: glutathione biosynthetic process. Lineage: Eukaryota; Viridiplantae; Streptophyta; Magnoliopsida; Asparagales; Asparagaceae. The record is from RefSeq and is a predicted model, not a curated record. Gene Ontology annotation, molecular function: glutathione binding; ATP binding; glutathione synthase activity. The transcript has 13 exons. Gene Ontology annotation, cellular component: cytosol.